ACACGGUCUCGUCAUCUAUCGCUAUAAAUUGGGUAAAAUAUCACUUUGAGGGAGAAACCGUUGAAGAGAGAUGCUCUGCGGAAGAUACUCAAUUUGUGAAAGACGCCGUUAAAAAUCCAUUGGCAUGCAGUAAAAUUUGUAACGAUGACGAUGAAUGCAAUUCCUUUUCAUUUCAAGCGGAUGGUCAGAAAUGCUCUGGAUGCCGGGAGUUUUUUAAACCAAUCCCACCGACCAACUCGACAGGAUUUAUACAUUUUUCAAAAAGAGCACUCGCAUCCGACUGCAAAGAAAUUCUGGAAAGGAACAUGUUUGCUGACAGCGGUGUUUAUACCAUAGCAAUUGGUGGCAAUAAAACGUUACACGUUUACUGUGACAUGACAACCAAUGGUGGAGGAUGGACAGUUUUCCAAAACAGAUUUGAUGGCUCAGUCAACUUCGAAAGAAACUUUACAACGUACGAGAACGGAUUUGGGGACAUAAAUGGUGAAUUCUGGCUCGGACUUAAGUUUAUCCAAACACUCACAGAAAAACCGAGCGAAUUCAGAUAUGAUCUUGACUUUGAUGAUCAUAAUCCAUUGUACGAAAGAUUUGGUCGGUUCCAGCUCACUGGCGCACAGUACACGCUCUCAAUAGACAAUGAAGCCCUUGAUUACUCAGGAAUUUCAUACCCUUUAGGGGAGCAGUUCUCGAUCUGCAAUGGAGCUCCAUUUGUAGCAUUCGUAUAUGGUCCUGAGAUUACAUGUGACAUUGGCGGCAGAGGGGGUUGGUGGUAUUGUAAUCAACGAUGUGACUACAACUUCAACUUAAACAUUGUGUACGGGACAGAAAUAUUCAUUAAACAAGACUCCAGUUUAGAAAUCUCUAGAAUAAUUAAAUCUUCAAGAAUGAUGAUCAGAAGAAUUUGA
Messenger RNA from Ruditapes philippinarum (Manila clam), 905 nucleotides. RefSeq names its product fibrinogen C domain-containing protein 1-like. The record is from RefSeq and is a predicted model, not a curated record. The coding region runs from base 306 to 905 and encodes 199 amino acids. The transcript is spliced from 5 exons. Lineage: Eukaryota; Metazoa; Mollusca; Bivalvia; Venerida; Veneridae.